AAAAGAAAAGAAAAAAUUAAGCCAAAAAUAUCAUUCCAUAUAAGUCUUCCUUUUUGUUUGACAAAAAAGGCCAAACAAGAAGGAAAAAAAACACUAGUAGUAUAGCUGGCUGUUUGUCUAUGGAUUUCAUAGCCCCCCUUCACCAAAUUCACGAUAUUGACGACUCCGAAUCCGCCGCCGCCGCCGGCACUCCGACCUCAGUCGUGGUGGGCGGCGUCCAGGAGGAGGCGCCGGUCCUGAGCCGGUACGAGAACCAGAAGCGCCGCGACUGGAACACGUUCUGCCAGUACCUCCGCAACCACCGGCCGCCGCUGUCCCUGCCCAUGUGCAGCGGGGCCCACGUGCUGGAGUUCCUCCGGUACUUGGACCAGUUCGGGAAGACUAAGGUCCACAACCACAACUGCCCCUUCUUCGGGAUGCCCAACCCUCCGGCGCCGUGUCCCUGCCCGCUCAGACAGGCCUGGGGCAGCCUCGACGCGCUCAUCGGCCGCCUACGCGCCGCCUACGAGGAGCACGGCGGCAAGCCCGAGUCCAACCCCUUCGGCGCCCGCGCCGUCCGCCUCUUCCUCCGCGACGUCCGUGAUUUCCAGUCCAAGUCUCGAGGGGUCAGCUACGAGAAGAAGCGGAAGAGGCCCGCCUCCGCCGCCGCGGGUAAGCGUAGUUUAGCGGCCGAUCAGCUCCCCCCGGCGAGUAAUCCCGCCGCCGUGCCUUUCUAUGUGCACUCCUCUAGUAACUUACUGCAGUAAAUCUUUUUUAAAAAAAUAACUUUGCUUUAUGCAAUUCGAUAAUUCCUCUUAAUUACGAGUAUAUUUUUAUUACUCUAGUUCGGAUCCGCCAUCAAUGUUUUAAGAAAAUGACAAUUAGGGU
Messenger RNA from Cuscuta campestris, 867 nucleotides. The record is from the annotation of a GenBank genome assembly. NCBI's taxonomy places the organism in Eukaryota, Viridiplantae, Streptophyta, Magnoliopsida, Solanales, Convolvulaceae.